AUGUCUACCACUCAGGAGAGCCUUGAGAAACUGGAGGCCGGUCGUUUCAGGUUCUUGAAUGAACAGCUGUAUACAAUGACUGGUUCGGAAGCUUGGGAAUACUUUAAAGAAGAUCCCGAUGCUUUCCGGUGUUAUCACAAUGGAUUUGCUGAGCAGGUGAAAAAAUGGCCGAACCAUCCUCUCUCUUCCAUAAUACGGUGGCUGAAGGCCAAACCAAGUGGAUCUGUUGUGUUCGAUAUGGGAUGCGGGGAAGCGAAAAUAGCGGCUACCGUUGGUGAAAUACAUAAGGUGCACUCCUUCGAUCUUGUUGCUGUCAACGAUUAUGUGACAGCAUGUGACAUGGCACAUUUACCGAUGGACGAUUUAUCAGCGGACAUUGUCGUGUUUUGCCUAUCUCUCAUGGGAACGAAUCUAAUCGAUUAUAUCAAGGAAACUAGGAGGGUACUGAAGCUAGGGGAUGGACAAUUUGCUCAUGCGGACGUGGUUGGAUCCAGAGGCAUACUGAAAAUUGCAGAAGUUGUUAGCCGCUUUGUUAAUGUGAAAUUGUUUUGUGAUGCUCUCUGCAAGUUGGGUUUUGAACUCACCGAAAAGGCGAGUUCUUUCUUCACCCCACUGGAAUCGAAGACCAUGUUUCAGAAACAGUUAAACGACUACUUCAUAAUGUUGGAGUUCAGAAAAACUGGCAAAGUUCAGAACAAAAGGCCUUUCGGGCUGAAAUUGAAACCUUGUUUGUAUAAGAAACGUUGA
Messenger RNA from Ostertagia ostertagi, 747 nucleotides. Lineage: Eukaryota; Metazoa; Nematoda; Chromadorea; Rhabditida; Trichostrongylidae. The record is from the annotation of a GenBank genome assembly.